AUUGGAGGGAAACCCCGUGGACUACAUUUAUUCUGAUCGGCCCAGACAAUCAGCUGUAGUUUGGUUCACCGACAUCGCUUCUAUCUGCCAGUACUCAGUUAGCAGUCAUGACCGAGGCACCCCAGAAGGAACUGGUGCAAAAGGCCAAGCUGGCCGAGCAGGCUGAGCGCUAUGACGACAUGGCUGCUGCAAUGAAGGCUGUGACAAACGACAGCAAUGAGCUGACGAACGAGGAGCGUAACCUGCUGUCAGUGGCCUACAAGAAUGUGGUUGGUGCCCGCCGCUCCUCAUGGCGUGUGGUGUCCAGCAUUGAGCAGAAGGCUGAUGGGUCCGAAAGGAAGCAGACCAUGGCCAAAGAGUACCGGGAAAAAAUUGAGGGCGAGCUGGAAGAAAUCUGCAGGGAAGUGCUGGGUCUCUUGGAGGAUAUUCUGAUUCCCAAAGCCUCUACAGCGGAGAGCAAAGUCUUUUAUUUGAAAAUGAAGGGAGAUUACUACCGCUACUUGGCUGAGGUGGCUACAGGCGAAAAGAAGACAUCCAUCAUUUCAGACUCAAAGAACGCCUACCUAAGUGCCUUUGAAAUCAGCAAAGAAGAGAUGCAGCCCACACACCCAAUACGUCUUGGUCUUGCCCUGAAUUUCUCUGUUUUCUACUAUGAGAUCCUCAACACACCUGACGAGGCCUGCCGGCUGGCCAAAAGUGCUUUUGAUGAUGCCAUUGCAGAGCUCGACGCACUGAGUGAAGAUUCAUACAAAGACAGUACACUAAUCAUGCAGCUACUGAGAGACAACUUGACACUGUGGACCUCUGAUAACCAGGGGGAGGAUGCAGAAGAGCCCAGAGAUUGAGCCAGGAUCCCCCCCCCCCCCCAUCAUCCCUGUCUACCUGCCAUCGUCCUGACUCAUCUUCAUCAUGAUCAUGAGCAUUAUCCACUGUCCUCAUCAUCGUCGUCGUCCAACUCCCUCCAUCGUUUUUCUAUUUAGUUCUCUCAACACUCAUCUCACUCCUAUCGGUUUACUAUUCCUUCUUUUGUAGUAACUGUGGGGAAAGGGGAUGGGGAGGGAGGGUAAGUUUUAAAUUGUGUGGUGGGAGGGUCCAUGUGGAAGGGUAAAGCGUAUUUGGGCUUGGUUGUUUGUCUGUUGACCUUUUUUGUGUGGGAGCAACAGGGGUGUUGCAUUAAGGUGGCAGGUCAGAGGGCCAGUUCUCAACUCAUGAAACAUGCUGCAGGUUGAGUGUUGAGUUAGAAAACGGUUAUACUGUACGUGUAUCCUGUUCAUGUUAAUGGUCCAGUUCUUGAUUAACACCAUCUUUUGAUGAUACAUCUGUGGUUUCAAAGUCAGGGGUUGGUUCCUCACACAUUGGGAGACAGCAACUCUUAGUCUGUACUUGGAAGAGGAAUGUCAGCAGAGGUAAAGACAGUGGAGGUGUAAUGGGAGUACUGGAGACAGAAGGCAAGGAUUUAUUGGAACACAAAGGUUACAUUCCAUUUACUGUCAGUUGCUCAACUUUCUACUCUUUAUUAUUUUGUUUUGUGAUCAGAUGACCUGCUUUUGUAUUUCUAUGUAUCAAUUACGAGGUAUAGAAAACUUUGAAGAACAAAAGAGCACACAAGCUUGUUGACGUUUUUAUGAGCACAGCAGUAAAAAAACAAAACAAAAAAAACAAAAUUGCACGUGCUUAUCUGGUUACUGCUUUUUCAAAUUAAGAUUUUUAUUUUGUCUUUUAUUCUCCUUUUUUUUUUUCUUUCAAUACUUGCCUAAACUGCAUGUUGGUAAGAACUAGUUUGCAGAGAUGUAAGGAAAGAUUGUUGUUUGGCGGGCUAGCUUUGUUCAUGUCUUUGGAAUUUUCAUACAGAACACCCAAGCAUAACUGUUAUUUGGGGGGAAUUGUGUAAUUUCAUGUAAGUGGAAUAAAAAAAAUAAUUUAAAAGUUU
Chelmon rostratus (copperband butterflyfish) is the source of this 1930-nucleotide messenger RNA. RefSeq names its product 14-3-3 protein zeta-like. The transcript is spliced from 6 exons. The record is from RefSeq and is a predicted model, not a curated record. The coding region runs from base 108 to 845 and encodes 245 amino acids. Gene Ontology annotation, cellular component: cytoplasm. Lineage: Eukaryota; Metazoa; Chordata; Actinopteri; Chaetodontiformes; Chaetodontidae. Gene Ontology annotation, biological process: signal transduction.